AUGUCUUUCCUCCUAAAAAGUAUGGUCAGCAACCAGGUGAAGAACCUGGGUCUGGGCGGCGGGGAAGAGAAGUCCGAGGACUCUACCCCGGCGGACCCGGCGGCUGCCGCCGGGAUGACCCGCGAGGAGUAUGAGGAGUACCAAAAGCAGCUGGUGGAGGAGAAGAUGCAAAGAGAUGCAGACUUCCUACAUAAGAAGGCUGAGAGGGCGACUCUACGGGUGUGUUUGAGAGAAAAAUACAGGCUGCCAAAGAGCGAGCAGGAUGAGAACAUGAUCCAGAUGGCAGGUGACGACGUGGACGUGCCAGAGGAGCUGCUGAAGAUGGUGGAUGAGGACGCCACGGAAGAGGAAGAGAAGGACUCCAUUCUCGGCCAGAUACAAAACCUCCAGAACAUGGACAUGGACCAGAUCAAGGAGAAGGCCCAGGCCACCUUCACCGAGAUGAAAACAAAGGCGGAAGAGAAGUGCUCUCUCAUGUAA
Messenger RNA from Megalops cyprinoides (Indo-Pacific tarpon), 480 nucleotides. RefSeq names its product complexin 4a (gene cplx4a). Bases 1 to 480 code for a protein of 159 amino acids. The transcript has 3 exons. Gene Ontology annotation, biological process: regulation of neurotransmitter secretion; neurotransmitter transport; synaptic vesicle exocytosis. Gene Ontology annotation, molecular function: syntaxin binding. NCBI's taxonomy places the organism in Eukaryota, Metazoa, Chordata, Actinopteri, Elopiformes, Megalopidae. Gene Ontology annotation, cellular component: terminal bouton; SNARE complex. The record is from RefSeq and is a predicted model, not a curated record.